AUGACUCCUCUUCCCCUGUUACUGACAAAUAUAUCACUAUGCAUCUUGGCUGGAGUAUCAGGAAUUUCCUUCAACUCAUGGAUUGUAAGCGUGAAUAUUAAGGACUGGAGAAGAGGCGUCCGGAUGAGUCCAUGUGAUCAACUUCUCAGUUUUAUGGGUCUGGUGAACAUAUUAAUGCAAACAGUGUGGAGUGUGGACAUGUUCCUCGGCCAAGUAACAUGUAAGGAAACAUUUGCUCGAAUAGACCUAUGGUUUUACUUUUUCUUGUUCUUCAUUGUUCCCUAUAACAUGUGGCUGACCGCCUGGCUCUCCACCUACUUCUGCCUGAGAAUUGUCAGCUUCACUAAAGGAAUCUUCUUAGUCAUGAAGAUGAGGAUCUCUGGGUUUCUACCAAAGCUUCUGGUGGCCUCGGCUGUUUACUGCUUCUUCUUGGCAAUUCAAUUACCAUGGAACAUCCAUGCUGAAACCACUCAAGCAGUAAUAGGAAAUGCUACAUCUAAUUCUACUAGUGAAUAUGUCACCGUCACAGUUAGAUUCCCCUAUAUCAUUACAGUUGGCGUGGGAACCAUAUUACCACUCCUAUUGACUCUGAUCCCCAUAGGACUGACCCUGGUCUCGCUGUGGAGGCACACGUAUAGGAUGAAGAUGAAUACAUCAGACUCCUGUCGCCCUCAGACACAGGCUCAUGUCACAGCGGCCAGAACCAUGAUCCUCCUGGUCACCCUACACACAACUUUCCAAGCAUGCGCCAUCUCUUAUCUGAUGAGAAUAUUCAAUAUUAUAGGGAUUCCCCUAUUUUUUUGUUGGUAUUUUCUGUUGUUCUAUUGUACGUUGCAAUCCAUUGUCAUUAUAACAGGUAAUACAAAGCAGUGGAAGGCCAGCAAAGGGAUCCUAAGCCGCUCUGGUCUCACGUGCCAGGGGGUCCCAGCAACUCAGGAUGGUUAA
This is a messenger RNA of Pseudophryne corroboree (corroboree frog), 945 nucleotides long. RefSeq names its product taste receptor type 2 member 13-like. NCBI's taxonomy places the organism in Eukaryota, Metazoa, Chordata, Amphibia, Anura, Myobatrachidae. The transcript has a single exon. The coding region runs from base 1 to 945 and encodes 314 amino acids. Gene Ontology annotation, biological process: sensory perception of taste; G protein-coupled receptor signaling pathway. Gene Ontology annotation, molecular function: G protein-coupled receptor activity; bitter taste receptor activity. The record is from RefSeq and is a predicted model, not a curated record. Gene Ontology annotation, cellular component: membrane.